Hydatigera taeniaeformis is the source of this 1353-nucleotide messenger RNA. NCBI's taxonomy places the organism in Eukaryota, Metazoa, Platyhelminthes, Cestoda, Cyclophyllidea, Taeniidae. The record is from the annotation of a GenBank genome assembly.
AUGCGACUGCCUCUGAGUGAGGAAGGCAUGAUUCCACGUCUCUGGCGAGUACAUCAGCAUAUGCUGACUCUUCAGCGAACCGCCUUGGCUGUGACUAUGGCGUGGACACGCGACUUACUUCAUCUUUUACUUCCUCAUGGAUUAGCUCUGCGUGCAGAUAGCCUAUUGUUAGGCGGCGCCUCCAAAUGCAGUGUCACAUUCGCUGAGGUUUCAUUGGAGAGUACUAGUGGUAUGGAAGCGUCCACUUCUUCGACGCUAGGAAAACGAUCAAAAUAUGGUGGCAGAAAGCGGCCGAACAGAUGGUUCCAGUCACGUCGAAGUUGGCUAUCCGGUCAAAAUUUCCUUAAAAUGGAUAUAUCUCAAGCCCUGAGACUGGUAAAUCGUCCGAAUUCACCUCAACCAUCCACUGUCAGUGAUGGAAGUCCAUCAAAUGAGCGCAACCUUGACCUCCUCUACCUCUCAGGUGGUGUGCCAAUCGUACGAAUUGAAACUUGGCUGGCGAAUCACAACUUAGCGUCAGACUUUGAAAAAUCGUCUAACCCAUCUGCUUCUUCAUCUGAUGUUGCCACUGCUGGAAGCGACGAUAGCAAAGCUGUUAUGUGCCGUGAUUUGGCGGUAGUAACAUGCGUCUACGGGAGCCAUCUAACUGUUGGUUUGACUGCUAGCUGUCAAAUGGACGGAACUCCAGGAGUCGAUCUCAUUCUAAACACUAUGCUUAGACAACUCAACCACCUGUACAAACUACUGGACAGCAGAUUUCCAGCAAAACCGGUUAUCUAUGCACCCCGUCGACGUUAUCACCUUACCACAGGGUCAGGCUCGUCCGCUGCUCGGACGCGAAAUAGUCAGAGCGUUACAAAAGGUCACAGUCGCCUACAAACUGUUUCAGAUUUUGUUUCUUCGCAGCUGCCACCACCUGCACUGUAUGAACCACCUGGUUCGGAUGCGACCGGUGAAAUCAUAGAGGGUAAAGGAAAUCGGUUCUUGAAGUACAACUUUCCACCGCUAAGUUCCACUUUGAAGCGAUCUUCUCUGCACCGAAGUCAAAAGCGUCACAAUAAAGAGGCCUCGGCAGCUGUCGAAGUCGAUGACGAGACAGGUGGGACUUCUAGGCUUGUACCUAUUCUAAAGUCGUCAUCGGUGACCAAGAAAAACGAUGUCAAGAGCCAAAGAAAAAGGCGGGCCAUUGAGAAUUCCAAGAGUGGGGGAGUCAAGAGUACAUACAAGGACGCCCGUCCAGUGAAGAAUUACCGCCGCUUCAGUCUUACCAGAAAGGCAAAAAAACGCCCAGCAAAACCCCCUCCACCCAAUCUACGUAAAUCCCAAGUCCGAUUUGUGACAGAAGAGGACUGA